This is a messenger RNA of Exaiptasia diaphana, 3060 nucleotides long. Its product is annotated as telomerase protein component 1. NCBI's taxonomy places the organism in Eukaryota, Metazoa, Cnidaria, Anthozoa, Actiniaria, Aiptasiidae. The record is from RefSeq and is a predicted model, not a curated record. Gene Ontology annotation, cellular component: Cul4-RING E3 ubiquitin ligase complex.
AGAAUUAAACCGAGGCUUGUCUAACUUUCCAAAAUGGAGGCGUCGGAGAGGAGUGAACAUCACCAAUUUCAUGGGUUCUGGAAACUCAAGAUUUGGUAAAAAAGGGAAAUUUGCUCCGGUGAAGAAMGAAGMGAAGGUCGAAUCGAGCGAAUCUUAUUCGAAGACGUUCCACGAUCCAUUCCAAAGUAAAAAUACAGAUAUUAAACCUUUAACAUACGCUGAAGCAGCCUCAUUGAGACCGUCAACGAAUGAGAACAUGUGGGCAAUUGUACAACGGACUUGUGCAAGUGAGGAUAGUUGGGCUCUGAACUCGGUGAAAAAUCGUCGAGGAUGGAAAACUAUUCGUCUAUUUGUGUCAUCAACGUUUCGUGAUUUUCAUGCCGAACGAGAAGUGCUUGUAAAAGAGGUAUUUCCUGACCUCCGUCUUUGGUGUGAAGAAAGAAARCUUCACUUGGUUGAAUGCGAUCUUAGAUGGGGAGUACCAAAGGAUUCAACAACAGAAGAAACAGUUCGCAUAUGUUUGGAAGAAAUAGAUCGCUGUUACAGAGACAAUACAAUGCCAUAUUUCCUUAAUCUGACCUGUAUGAGAUCAGGUUGGAUCCCUGAUUUUGGUGACUUGACGUACAAUCUUGCUGUCCAAUAUGGCUGGGUUUAUGGUCUUUCACUUACAGAAAUGGAGAUAGUGCAUGGAGCUUUCCGGAAGUGCAAUCCAAAUGCACUUUUUAUGAUUCGAGAUGAAAAGUUUACCAGGAAAUUACCAGACGAAGUAAAAGACGCCUUUGUAGAGAACACUACUGGGAAAAUUGACAAAUUGAAAGAUAUACUGAAAGAGAAGUUUCCUGCCAAGAAUAUUGCUCAUUAUGAAGUUGAAUGUGAAGAAAAAAGUCUCGAAAGAGUUGAAAAGACUAAGGAUGAGAAAGAAUUAAUGCUAACAGGUCUUACGGGGAGCGACUCUGUCUUUUAUAAUACUGUGUAUGAUUUCUUCAAAGAGCGUAUAGCAUUYCAAUAUCCMCUUGAUCCAACUCCAGAAGAUCCRCUAGAGGCUCAACGAAGUGCUCACGAGUCUUUUGUGGAUACCAGAUCUCAAAUUGUCUUGGGAAGAGAUAAGAUUAUUGGUGAUAUUGAGAGUUAUAUUGAGUUGGAUGAGUCCAAAGCACCACUGCUGCUUGUUGGGAAUGCAGGCUCAGGGAAGUCUGCCAUCAUGGCCAGAAUAGCAAGUAAUACUAUCAUGAAAGCUUCCAGUAAAAAGAUCAAGUGUCCAGAUCCGAAAUCAAAUUGGAAAGUGUUUUUCCAUUUUGUUGGUGCCACCCCUGGUUCAACUGACUUGGCCUUCUUCCUGCAAAGACUAACAAGAGAACUAAGCUCAAAGAAAGAAGCAGUGAGUGAUUUAGAUUCAUUGAUUCAAAUGACAAACAGUCUAUUGUCAAACCCUAACACCAAGCCAGCCAUCAUCAUAGUGGAUGCAAUUAAUCAGCUUGACGAAGACAAGAUUCACUACAUCAAAAGAUGGCUUCCUGAGGUUCUUUCUCCRAAUAUUCGYGUUGUGUUGUCCAUGAUAGACCACACAGACUGCCAUCGACUGCUGAGAGCAUUCAAGACAUCACCCAAAGAAAUCCUGUGUGGGGAAUUAGAUUUAUUCUCGCGAGAGGCCAUUGUUGARAAYAUCUUGAAGAUGUAYAAUAAGCGUCUGGAUGCUCAUCAAAUGGAGCUACUSCUAGCGAAGAAGGGGUCAGCMAACCCUCUUUGGUUGACUUUGGCUUGUGAAGAACUCAGAGUGUAUGGACACUUCAACAAGAUGGACGAGAAGAUCAACAGCUUAGAGGAUGAAUUAAUAAGUCUUGAGGAACAGCUUUUGAUGCGUUUUGAGGUUGAAAAUGGCGGUCCUAUCGUCAUCGCCACAAUGUGCCUUCUAGAAACAUCACGUCAUGGUUUGCUCGAGACAGAAAUUCUUCAAAUGCUCGCAGACGAAAGUAAUCUGACUCCCCCUGAAUACGUAGAAGGAUCUGAUGAAAUAACCGUUACUAAAGCACCMGAACUAGAAGGAGCCGUAGAUGUUGAUAAAGUCAAUACUGGAGGAGACGCUGUUGCUGAAAAACUUCAUAAAGAAGUAGACGAAACAUAUGCCAUUGAAAAAGGCAAAGAGCCGAAAGAAGACCCAAAAGCAAAGAGAAAAACCAAGAAAUUUUUAUCAGCAGCAAAGUGGGCCUUAGUUUAUCGUGCUCUAAAGCCUUUGCUGCGUCCUUGCGGAGACUUGGGUGAAGGACGAUUUGAUUUUUAUCAUCGYUCAAUCAGUAAAGCAGUUAGACGGAGACAUGCCGAGUUCUUUGAACAAUACGAUGACUAUGACAGAAAAUCAGAGGAGUUACCUUACCAUCUGGAGCAGCUUCUAGAUCACAAUCGACUUACCCGAUGCCUUCUUGACUGGGAAAUCUUUGGUCGUUUGUACUCUGAAGACUUUAGUAUUGACUUAUUGAGUUCCUGGCAGAAGGCCGGUGGUUAUGCUGCGGCYUCGUUAUUGUACACCGAGUCCCUUGGUGUGUUGAAGCAGUCUGAUGCUCCUUUGGAUGCAUAUGCUGAUAAAAUGGAAAUGGUUGUCACUUUCCUUAUUCAGGCAGGGCAGUAUGAAGACUCCUAUAAACUGUUACAAGAAUUGCUAGAGAUUGAAGAGAAACAACUUGGUGCACGAGCAGCAAAGCUUGCAGAAAUUUACCAUUUAAUGGCGAAAACUAAGAGCGAGAUUGUUAAGAAUCACAAUUUUGUGACAAUGGAUCAACUGGAGGAGGAUCAGGAGACAGUAGCAUUAGCAAAGAAGUCUUUAAGUUACCGUGACAAGCUAGAAGGAGAAGAACAUGAGCUUAAGAAAGCAUUGAUUGGUAUUCUCAUCACACAUCAUAUGUUGUCAUUGUAGCUUAAGAAAGCAUUGAUUGGUAUUCUCAUCACACAUCAUAUGUUGUCAUUGUAGCUUAAGAAAGCAUUGAUUGGUAUUCUCAUCACACAUCAUAUGUUGUCAUUGUAGCUUAAGAAAGCAUUGAUUGGUAUUCUCAUCACACAUCAUAUGUU